UGCCCUGAGCUUCGCGGCGCUUCUCACAUCGGGUUCGCGCCUUGCCGAAUGGAAAAUGCGUCGCAGGCUGCCUCACUCCGUCUUUGCGUCAUCGGGCAUCUGCGGGGACGUUCACGUACCCCGCAAGCUAACGGUCGCGCUAUUAUAUUAAUCGGCCGUCCUUUUCACCUGCCGGUCCUCGCGAGCGGCUCGGAACUCGUGAUAGGUGGAAUCCUUUUGGCGGAAGAAGAAUGCCCCGAUGCAGGGGAACAGCAUUGAGGCCGGGGAAGAUGUAAAGAGAUGGGGAAAUACACCGAGGGGGUUUAACGACCCAUCGGCCAUAAAAACGUAACCGCUGCCAUCUAUCGAUGAAGGAAGAGGGCAAUCUCAGGCACGUGACUCCGGAAAACAUGAUGUCUACGAAAUCCCUGCUUCUGCUUGUGUUCCUGACUCCCUCGGCCUUCGCCGGCAAUGUCAAGUCCCCAACUCCACCUAUGGGAUGGAAUACCUACAAUGCAUACGGCUGCAACCCGGACGAACAGAAGGUGAAGAUAAAUGCGCAGGGACUGGUCAACCUUGGGCUCAAAGAGCUUGGCUACAGCAUCGUGACGCCGGACUGCGGAUGGAUGACACCAAAUCGAGACAGCCAACAGAGGCUGCAGUGGAACACGGCCCUUUUUCCGUCGGGUGGGAAAGCACUUGGAGACUAUCUGCACGGAAUAGGGCUCAAAUUCGGAUUGUAUUCGGGUGCCGGAUACUACCAGUGUGGUUCUACGAACUUACCGGGGUCUCUUGGAUACGAAGACAUAGAUGCGAACACGUUCGCUGGAUGGGGUGGUGAUACCUUGAAAUACGAUAAUUGCUACUCAACCUCCCGAACCACGAUGGUAGAUUCCGACUCCGUAGAGGCGAAGUCACCCGUUCGGUUCCAGAAAAUGGCCGCGAGCCUGAACAACGUGAACCGUGACUUUCAAUACUUUAUUUGCCAGUGGGGAAUAGGAGAGAAUGUCGGGGACUGGGCCUCGAAUAUUGGGAACACGUGGAGGAUGAGCAAUGAUAUCUACAACGCGUGGCGCAGUAUCUGGCGCAUCACAAACCAAGUAGUACCAUACCACAGGCAGACCAGACCGGGCGCCUUCCCAGAUAUGGACAUGCUGCUGGUCGGGCUCAGCGCCCUUUCUGCAGAAGAGGAGCGCUUCCAUUUCGGCAUGUGGGCCAUCAACAAAUCACCGCUCAUCAUCGGCGGCAUUCUAGACAGUUUGCUCUCUAAGACCUCUCUAGCCACGCUGUCAAACAAAGAGGUCAUCGCAAUCAAUCAAGACUCCCUAGCCAAGCAAGCGCAGCUUGUUCGCCGAUACACGGAAGACGAAUGGGAUAUCUGGCUUGGCGAGCUGUCGGGUUCACGGAAGGUUCUGGGUGUCGCAAAUUGGAACAAUCAGUCCAGAAGCCACGAGAUCGACUUGAGCAGUCUCAAUAUCACAUCGGCGAGUGCAAGAGAUGUAUGGGCGGCCAAAGAUCUCGGUGUGCUUACGGGCGUUCAGAGUAUUAGUCUGGCGGGGCAUGAACUGAAGCUAUGGGUCCUCUCUAAUAUCACGGGCGCGACCACACUUUCCUCUGCCGGAUAUUAUUCCGCCGCCAACGGUACCCUCGGGGGCACAGCCAGCAUUGUCAACUGCACCUCGGGAGAUUGCGUACCCACGCAGAAGAAGGUCGGCAAUAUCGGGCAAGGUGCCAGCGUCGCAGUGCACUCUGUCGCUUCGAAAACCUCUGGAAAGAAGCUCCUUGGGGUAGACUUCAUCAACUACGACUAUGCCUUCGCGACGGCAUGGGAUUGGGGGUCCAAUACGCGAAAUAUGACAAUUGCGGUGAAUGGUGGCACGACCAAGCGAUGGGCGUUUCCGAUCUCUGGUGGCGAUUGGUUCGAGACGGGGAGGCUGAUGGUGGAAGUGGAUGGGUUCAAGGCAGGGUCGUCCAAUGAGGUUAUGUUUCGCGCUGUGGGCGAUACUUGGGCGCCAGACUUGGUGGGAAUUGAGAUUUUCGAGUAAACCCGAGUGGGGCCUGCACUUAUUUGCGGCUGGUUGAGGUAGGCCCAUACCUAGACUUGGACCCGCCAUGGCCCGAUGACGACCCUAUUCAGAGAGAGCCUGACGGCUGACUGCGCCUAGCAGAACUUAGCCGCAAUAUCAACGCUCCUAAUUUAGAGGACGAUCAAGCCGUCCGAAUCGGUAUUAGCCGCAGCCAGUCUCGUUAAGCUAUUUGUUGCGAGACCA
Molecule: messenger RNA, 2249 nt
Organism: Trematosphaeria pertusa
Lineage: Eukaryota; Fungi; Ascomycota; Dothideomycetes; Pleosporales; Trematosphaeriaceae
Product: carbohydrate-binding module family 35 protein
Exons: 5
Coding region: 393-2024 (543 amino acids)
Biological process (GO): carbohydrate metabolic process
Molecular function (GO): hydrolase activity, hydrolyzing O-glycosyl compounds
Source: RefSeq, a predicted model, not a curated record